AUGGUAGGUGUACGUCUUCGCGUGCCCAGCAGCUUGGCAACACUUCCAUCGCCUCAACCUCAAGCUUUGAACGUGUUACUGGUUGUUUUUUUGCUUGUAAAACAUCCAGAACUCGUGUCAUUGAGGGAAGAAGAAAAUGAUGAUCUUGUUCAGUCCAGAAACCCACCUUUUGAUAUCUCUCUCUCGUUUCUCUUCCUUUCUUCGUGCUCUCUCUCUAGUUCAGCUUGCUUGUGUGCAUGUUGUCAGUUCCUCUCCGACUUUUCUCGUCUCCUUUAUGCUCUAUUAUUUUUCAGUUUUCCUUCUGUGCCUCGUGUUCUCUACCUCCUUCAGUUUUGGUCCUUCAUUUGGUUUUCUGCAUUUUCUUUGUUCUACUUCUUCUUCGCUGGUGUUUUCUCUUUAUUUUCUGCCUCCGCCUCAUUCUCGUUCAUUCUCGCUUCCCAUGCUUUGUUUUUCCUUCAGUUUUCGCGUGCAUUUCUCUUUGGGGCUGGGGUUGCUUGCUCUGCAUUUUUUGCUGCAUGUUCGCGUGUUCUCUUUGUGAAGCUUUUCUACAGUCUGCGUUUUCCUCUGCUGCAUGCAUUGUUCUUUGCUCUCUGUCUUUCCUUUCUCCGUUUUAUGACUGUGUGUGCUUCUGGCAUUUUCUGCUCAUGUUUCUGGCUUUUUCUGCUAUAUGGCCGAAGCUUUGGCUCUGCCUGCAUUCUUUUUUUGCUCUUUGCUUCUGGCUAA
Prosopis cineraria is the source of this 723-nucleotide messenger RNA. RefSeq lists its product as uncharacterized. Bases 1 to 723 code for a protein of 240 amino acids. Lineage: Eukaryota; Viridiplantae; Streptophyta; Magnoliopsida; Fabales; Fabaceae. The record is from RefSeq and is a predicted model, not a curated record. The transcript has 5 exons.